AUGAGCACAAAGAAGAGCUGCCACCUGCCACUGGGGCAAGGAGACCAGGAGGAAAAGCAGAGUGAGGGUACUCCUGAGCUGGAGCGACAGGAGUGUGAGAUGGAGCUGAGGAACAAAGCUAUUCUGCAACAGAAGAGACGCCUUAAACAGGCCACCCAGUUUGUGCACAAGGACUCUGCUGAUCUGCUGCCCCUGGAUGGCUUGACAAGGCUUGGCACUUCCAAGGAUCUGCAGCCACACAGUGUGGUCCAGCGGCGCCUCUUGGAAGGCAAUCUGAACAAGCUACGGGUUCAGUCUGCACGGGUACAAUCUCCGCUGGCAAAAGACCAGGAUGAAAAGAUGGAAAAGGGAGAGAACAGGAGAAAAGAGACUUCACCCCUGCUAAUACAGUGCCAGUGCCAAGGUCAGGUAUUGAAAGCGACUGUUAACACUGGGUGUCUACCGAACCUCAUCUCCAAGAGCUGUUUAAACCAGCUGGGGCUGGAAGAAGUGUCUGCCAUGGACUGUGGAGACCUCUCUCUUCCUAUCCCCAGCGUUGUUGGCCGAGUAGAACAUAUGGAGUUGCAAUUUGGCCCGGAGACAGUGUUGUGUUCGGCACUGGUUGUAGAUGAUGAAAUGCUGGAGUUUUGCAUUGGUCUCCAGACUCUGUGGUCUCUCAAGUGUUGCAUCGACUUGGAGGACGGAGUCCUGAGAUUUAAAGCACUGAGUCAAGAGCUGCCUUUUCUACAUGCCUCUGAAGAGCCUGCUCAGUGACUAGCUGUGUUCCCCAUGUCUGGGGCUGAGGAGACUUGCUGCCAUGAAAGAGAGAUGAGGGUGAGGCUCACAUGCCCCUAACCUUGCUGAGUUCUAGGCUGAGGCAUUCACUGGGGAGUGAGAAAAAGGCAAGUGGGUGCUGGAAGCUGCUGUUACUGUGAGUGCCUCAACUUCAGAGAUGUCCCUCUUUUCAGUGGACCCUCUCGCUUGUCCCAGUGUGCCGAGUGGGCAUUUUGUUCUUGCUUUUCUAUUUGUCCCUAGUCACUCCAAUUUCUGUUUCUGUAGUAAAUUUACCCUACCCCCUUUAAUGACUACAAUACCCUCUGUUCAUGAGACAAGAGAGUCUCUGUGAACAAUCUCCAGCUGCUUUGUGGACAAAAGGAUGGCAUUUCUCCAAAAACCUCCGAAGACUGCCAUGAAUGUUUCCCUUCUCUUUGCCUCAAUGUGAGUGGAUACCCGUCCCGUUUCUUUGUGGGAGGGGCCCUGUUCUCCUUGCCUGUACUCUGGCAAGCUGGAUUUUGUUAGUUUUUUCUGGCUCAGAGCAGAACAGAAGUAUUUUCUUGGGAAAACCCCGCAGCAAGAACAUUUUUAGAGUUCUCAAUUCUGAGAAACCUUUGCAAAAAUGCUGAGUGUAGAUGCCUAAAGUACACACAGGGGCUUGGGCUUUGUCACUGCAUCCUGGGGCACUAAGCUAUGUUAUAUGCAUGGCAAUGCUUAUCAUCUCUUGGUGUCAUACAUAGUAGUCAGACUUGCAGACCCUGCUCUUCUAAUCAGGCCUUUCCUCUCUGUACUCCAGCUGCUAGAGCUACAUUCUGUUACCUCUGCUGCUUCAUCAGAGAUCCUGUUGUUCACUUUAAGUGCUGCAGUGAAUUAUAGCACAAAGUCUUCUGCUCUGUCACCUCCUUUCUUUCAACUUGAAAUCUGGUGACUGAAUACAUCAUCAGCCUCAAGUCCUGGCAUCACACAGCCCAUCAACUUUGGUACUCUUGCACAAAACAAGAACUGGACUUCCUUGCAGUACCCGCUCAGGUCAGAGAACUGUGAACUCAUCUGAGAUGUCAAGGGUGAUUAUUAAGUCACUUAAUAAUUGUGGGGUUUUUUUUAAUUUCCAUCCUAGAGUGUAGCUGUAUUAUUAAUCCAUGGUCUAUUCUUUACUAGCUCUAGGAAAGAUGCACUAGAUCAGGGCUUGUUCCAUGCCUCAUGACUACUGAUUCACUAUCCACACUCUCCAAAAUGUACCUUUUUUCACCCUUAAAAUGUCAUGAUAUCCCAAUUUUGCCUCUCUUUCUGGAUUAAAUACUGCUGACUCUCUUCCUUUUUUAUCAAACUGUUUGUGUUGUGUUUCUCAAAGAAGUUGUGUAUGCAUUUUUGCUCUAAUUCUGUUAGUUCUUUCCAAAGUCAGAUGCUGUAUGCUGUAGUUUAACAGAUGCUAAGCACAGCAGAGUACAGCCCGACUGAUAUGAUUUGGGAUUCACUUACCAGUGUUAGUUGGUAUGACUAGCAUCUGCUCCUCCUACAUGGAGCAUAAGACUUCUACUGUUAGUCAUCACAUCUUGCAUCUUCUGAUCUUCUGAUCCGUUCCAUGACUUCUUUUCCACUCUUCUAGUUGUGCAUCUGAUUAUUUCUGCAUGAACUGCUUUCCAUGAAUCUCCUUAAUGGCACCAACAGUUCUCUCAUUUAGUCAGGAAACAUGCCUACUUGAUGAGUCUGUCUUCCAAAGUACCAGUAAUUCUUCCUGGAUUUGUAUCACUUGCAUGGCUAACUGGCUUCUCAAACCCAGGGCUCUUUAUGACAGUUUAGACUUGUACUAAACCAUCCUGUGUGUCAGUUGGAAUCUACGUGGUACCUGGGUCAACUGCUGAAAAAAAUCUUAUUACUGAUAGAUGAAACACCUGUUCCUACAUGCAGCAACUCACCCAGUUUCCAACUCUCAUUGCCCUCUAAAACUGGCAUGUGGAACAAGGCAAAUAAUCUGUUAAUUAUCUGAUAGAUACCAUAUCCAUUAAAAUUCUUAUUAAAAAAAAGGCAAACUCUAAACCAUAACCCUAAAGCUCACUCUAGCCCUAAUCCAAACAUUAAAUCCCAACAAUGACUCUAAAUUUAACCCAUAAAGCUAAACAUAACAUUAAACUUAACCCUAAACCAAACUCUAACCCUAAAACUUAAUGCUAACCCUAACCUCUAAACCAAACCACUAUGCCCUAACUGUAACACUUGACACUAAUCAUAACCCCCUAAAUUUAACCCUGUAAUCCCAACUCUAACCAUCUAACUCUAAACCCAAAACAUAAACAUGAUUGUAAAGACAUUAACUAUAAACUCUAAUCCCAAAACCUAACCAUAAUGCCCAACCCUAAACUCUAACCAUUAACCCUAAAACCAACCCUAAACCUAAAGCUUAAACCUAACUCUAAAUCCCAAACCAUAUAACUAAACCUAAUUCCUAACCCCAACUCUAACCAUAACCCUAAGCCUACACGUGACCUCAACCACCUAACCUCUGAAGGUUUUUGUCAGUGCCCUAUUUCCCUCCAGAGUGCCCUGGGGCUUUUGCUGGGUUUUGCUUUGUCCUGCAAGGGGCGCUGCUGCCUUCCAGAGUGUUCUGGGGUUUUUGCCAGGCUUUGUGAGGCCCACACAGGGUCCUGCUUCCCUCUGGAGCACCACAGGGCUAUCGCUGGACUUUGCUGAUGCCCAGGGAGGUCUCUGUUGCCUUCCAAAAUGUCUGACAGCUUUUUCUGGGCCUUGCUGGUGCUCAAAAGUGGCUGUCACAGGAAGCAGAAGGUCACCAAUAGCUUUCAAUCCUGGCCACUUCCUUGUGAGAGCUGUGCCUGAUGGGUGUCCAUUUUGGAGCUGGGCUCUGGCUAGGAUGGGAGUGUAGGUGAGUAGGAGUCUUUAAACUGAAGCCAACAGGAGUCUUUCCAAUGAUUAAAAGGGUGUUGGAUGGGAUUCUAUAGAAAAUUGGCACGACUUUGAGUUGACAGUUCUAUUUUGACUACUGACUGUCACAGCCUCACAGAUACUUGCACACUAGCUGCUGUCUGAAUUCAUUAGGAGCUGUUCCUACAUGUCUGUCUUGGGAUAACUGCUUUUGCUCACAUUUAGAACAUUCUCCAGUCCUUCUGAAGCCCUUCUGUGAUUCACAUGCCUCAUUUCUCAAAACACUAACCGCUCAGGUUCCUCUGUGAAUUAAUGUGCUACAGCACUAGAAAAUCCCCAGCCCUCCCUGUCCCUCUCUUCUCUGCAUAAUAAAUCCUUCUUUGCAUCCUCCUUUCCUUCUCCUCACACUAAGCAACAAAUUUGCUUCUUCCCAAAGGAAUUCUUUCCUUUUACAUAAUCCUUUCAACACUUUCCUAUACCCUGGUUGUUAAUACACUUGCAUGUUGUGCCACAACUUUGCCAGCCUUUCCUCUUUGUUGUUAACAACUGGAUGUAUAAAUGUAGACUGUGCCACUUCUCAGUGACAGAGAGGAUGUUCCCAAGAAAGCACCAAAUUAGCAUGUGAGAGUUCUUCUCUCAGCUUUGAAAUCAGCUCCAGGGCAGAAGACAUGCUUUUCACCUUCCUCCUGUCCAUGUUAGCUGAGCAUGCAGACCCACACAGUAAAGGUCUCUUUCAUCCAGACACUGAGGAAUCUGUUGCUAACAGUUAUCCUGGAACAUCCACAUCUCCCUGAGAUUAGCUCAGUUGGUUACAGCACAGUGCUAAUAAUGCCAAGGCGGUGGGUUAGAUCUUAAGAUUCACUUAAGAGUUGGACUCAAUGAUCCUUGUAGGUCCCUUCCAACUCAGAAUAUUUUGUGAGCAAGCCUUGCUGCAAGCAGAGCUUGCAGAAAACCACAUUUAUACGACUGGGAACUGCAGGUAAUAAUGCCAUAGCAGACACCUCACUUCAACUCAUUCCCUAAAUCACAGUCUAAUCCUAGUGUCAGUACCUGCUUUUCUCAUUGACAGAACUUCUGGUGGGUUCCUAUUGCCCAAAGUUCCUUGGCAUUAAAUUACAUGCUGUUACUGACUUGAACACAUAUAUUCUAGCCCAAAACGGUGUUUUCUCCAAAGAUGAGCAUUUUGUGUCAUUACACAGAAAUCUCAGCUUCCACUGUGAAAGAAAGAAGUCUUGGCUUUAAAAAAUAUGAUUAGAAAAUAGGACUUACAAGAUCUCAAAGAAGCCAACUCAACUCCAUCUACAAACAUGAUAAUUUUUCAAAGUCUUCCAGCACAGGAAGCCCAGUAAGUAAUUUUUGAGUCGGUUGGCAAGGCUGAAGAUUGUCUCAAAUGUAGUUUCUUUUGGUAAGCCUGUUAUACAGAUACAGUUCCCUACUCCCAGUCCCAGUUAUCUCUAUUGCUUUUGGCAGACAAAGGAAUGAAGGAGCUAUCUAAAGGCCUUUUCCACUGAAGAUCAAAAAAUAUUAAUACUUUCAUAUGGAAAGUAGAAAUUCAGUACAAACUGCCAGCUCAGAGCAGGGCAUAGGCAUAUUCUGUAUGUGUCCAACACUGGCUUCCUUGUGAUGAGGCCCAUCCCUUCAAUAUAGACAAUGGAAUGUUAUUAUUUGAGGGACAAACUCUUUGAACUGCCUUGGUGGUCAACUCCUACUUGGGUUACUUUUCAAUAGAGUGGGCACAAGGUUGUGGAACACUCUGCAGGGAAACAUCCGUCAAAGCAAAUUUCUGAAACAGAAGCAAGUGUGGGAUACACAUGGCUGAACCUGCUCAGGAAUGGGGAGAUGGAGUUCUGAGGCCCCUUUCAAGGCCUACGUGCAAGAGGUAAAUCUAUCCUGGGAAUAUGCACUCUGCCAAAGCCAUAAUCAGGACCGUUUCCAGGAGCUUGGGGUCACUUGGUUUUGAACAGAAUGGGAGCUCCAACCAUACACAUUCCCAGAGACCUGCUCCUUCUUUCAGUACUAGAAGGUGACCUAUGGAACUGAAGACCACUGAGUCACAUAUGUAUGUUUGCAGUCACUCCUCCUUUCAAGAGACUUCACUGGCAAAUGCCAGGAUACACCUGAAGAGUUAAAAAAAUAACUAAAUUCAGCAAAAAUAGCAUAAAAACAAAGGCAGGGUUGGCCAGCAGGUUUAUUAUGUCUCAGGAAAAUAAGGCAAUCCCCUUCCUUUAUUUUUUUGCUAGUAAGUUGACCAUCACAACCAAAGCCAUGAAUCAUUUAUCUGCAAAUACCCCCAGUGCCUGAGAAUGCUGUCAGACUCCUCACUUGCUGUGCGCUGGCACUGGGACAUACAAAGGUGUCUGGCCAAUCUUGCCAGUUGAAAAGCUUCCCAUCACCAGUGGGUAUGCCAAUCUGCUACAGAGUAGGAUACAGUGAACAUUUUCUGCUGUGUGGGAAGGAAUCACUUCUAAUUCCAACUCUGUGGCUUGUGUCGGCUGGCAAGGACAAACAAGAAAUUAGUUACAGUGAAAGUAUAAUGUAACUCAGGCCAAAGACAGAGCCUUAACUGGCCCCUUUCCUGAGAAAAUGUAGACUUCACUGGAAAUUGUUGCCAAUGGAAGUAGAAGCGCUCACUUCAGGAAGUAUUGGAUGUAGCCAGUCUAUCAGGCACUUUGGAGUUUAGGGCAGGAAAAAGAAGGAAAGUCAUCUUUUGGCCAAGGAACAGUACAGAUCUUCAACUAAUUCUUCUUUUCAUUCUCCUAUGUGCACAAGGGGCACAGGAGCAAAAUGCAUCUGCUAGUUAUUAUGUGCUGCACGCAACAUAAAACUGUCAGGGAAAUCCUCAAACGUUAGUAUUUUUCCUCUCCAGUGGUUUUUAAGAGAUGAAGAGUUUUGGGGAAUGGAUGUUUUUGUAGUGUCCGUAUCUUCUCACCUCUGCUUUCCACAGUGCACAUUGCCUGGGCUUGCACAGCACACAGCAAUGUUAUUCUCAGGCCAACAAAAGAAGAGGGCUAGGGUGCACAGAUGACCCUGCCCAACAUAUACAAUGGUUUUGCCCUGUUUUUUUUUAAAGAUGGUCCUUAGAUAAAUGUCAUCUCUCCCUUGGUAACCCUUUCCCUUUCUCAACAAUUAACAGUCCAACAGUGGAUCAGUUUGACCUUCUUUUCUUGGAAAUCAUUUGACCUGUACAGCCAAGUUUGUUCUGCGUAAAACAGUUUCAGCCAUUUGUACAUCCCUUGCGCUUGUGUUGCUAAUAAAGGUUUAUAUUUGGUGUUGCUAAUAAAGGUUUAUAUUUGGCACGGA
Pseudopipra pipra is the source of this 6930-nucleotide messenger RNA. It is a transcript of the gene NRIP2, whose product is annotated as nuclear receptor interacting protein 2. The record is from RefSeq and is a predicted model, not a curated record. The transcript is spliced from 6 exons. Gene Ontology annotation, molecular function: aspartic-type endopeptidase activity. NCBI's taxonomy places the organism in Eukaryota, Metazoa, Chordata, Aves, Passeriformes, Pipridae. Bases 1 to 753 code for a protein of 250 amino acids. Gene Ontology annotation, biological process: proteolysis.